Molecule: messenger RNA, 2227 nt
Organism: Sander lucioperca (pikeperch)
Lineage: Eukaryota; Metazoa; Chordata; Actinopteri; Perciformes; Percidae
Product: neuropeptide Y receptor type 1-like
Exons: 6
Coding region: 581-1723 (380 amino acids)
Biological process (GO): G protein-coupled receptor signaling pathway
Cellular component (GO): neuron projection; plasma membrane
Molecular function (GO): neuropeptide Y receptor activity; neuropeptide binding
Source: RefSeq, a predicted model, not a curated record
UCCAGUUAGAGACAUAAGUAAGCUUGAGAAACGCCGUCCAACAGAAAAGAAGUUACAGUAUUUUGUGAGCUGUUGUAAAAAAGGGUGGGAAUUGGCCUGGACUGCUGAUUAUACUCUCCCAGUCCGGCCGCGGGUGUGUGUGAGUCAGUAACGCCUGUGAGCGCAUCUCAUUUUCUGGCAGCUUUGGUCCCUUGGGUGUCGUGGAGUCUGUCAGAGGACUGGGAGAGACAGACAGAUCUCUGCAGAGAGCGAGUCUGGCACGGUGAAUGGGCAGCUGUCGGGCCGAUUCUAUCCAAUGUGCGUGUGUGUACAGUAUAUGCUAAUGAGAGCGAGAGUUUGAUUAGUGUGGUAAUCGGUGGAUAGGAUGCAGAAACGUGGCUGCAUCUUCAUCACGACACGUCACGUUGCCUCAGGGAGAAAACAUGUCACGGACCGUUAGAGAGUGAAGGACAAGGGAAACGCUGACGCCGAGCUGAUCCACCGGGAUGCCGACAGCGAAUGAAAAAGAGGACAACAUCUAUAUUUGAAUCCUCUCCUCAGUUACAGUCCCUCAUCUGCAGUUUACGCUGGAUUCCCGGCCAUGUCCAACGACAGCAGCGUCCUCGGUGUCUGGGAGGCGUCUGAUUGGACGAACACAUCUCAGUGCCCACCCUCGGUAGGCGGCGCGACGUUCUUGAUCGUGGCGUACAGCGCUGUGAUUGCAAUCGGCUUGCUGGGCAACGCGGGCCUGGUGUUCAUCAUCGCCCGGCAACAGGAGCUGCGCAACGUCACCAACAUCCUGAUCGCCAACCUGUCGUGCUCCGACAUCCUCAUGUGCGUCGUGUGUCUUCCGGUCACCGUCAUCUACACGCUGAUGGACCGCUGGGUGCUCGGGGAGGCCCUGUGUAAGGUGACUCCCUUCGUCCAGUGCAUGUCAGUGACCGUCUCCGUCUUCUCUCUGGUGCUGAUCGCUCUGGAGCGUCACCAGCUGAUCCUCCAUCCCACCGGCUGGUCCCCGGCAGCCGGACACUCGUACCUGGCCGUCGGGCUGACGUGGCUGGUCGCCUGCUUCAUCUCGCUGCCCUUCCUCUCCUUCAACAUCCUCACCAACGACCCUUUCCAGAACAUCAGCUUGCCUGUAAACCCCUUCAGGGACCAUCUGAUCUGUAUGGAGCUGUGGCCGUCAGAUAAGCAUCGUCUUGCCUACACCACCUCACUGCUGCUCUUCCAGUACUGCCUGCCUCUGCUGCUGGUGCUCCUCUGCUACCUCCGCAUCUUCCUCCGCCUGAGGCGACGCAGGGACAUGCUGGAGCGCAGCCGGAGGACUCAGGGCGCCCAGAGGAUCAACACCAUGCUGUUAGCCAUCGUCGUAGCCUUCGCUCUGUGCUGGCUGCCGCUCACCGUCUUCAACACGCUGUUUGACUGGCACCACCAGGCGCUACCCGACUGCCAGCACGACGCCGUCUUCUCCGCCUGCCACCUCAUGGCAAUGGCCUCCACCUGCAUCAACCCCGUGGUGUACGGCUUCCUCAACAGCAACUUCCAGAGGGAGCUUAAGUUAACACUGCAGCGCUGCCAGUGUGGCCACCGCACGGCGGAGAGCUACGAGAGCUUCCCGCUCUCCACCGUGGGCAGCGAAGGCAUCACGAAGGCCACCUCGCUCAACAGGAUGGGAUCGGUGUGCGUUCCCUCACCCAGACUGGAGAUCAGCUCAGCUGCGAAAACAAUACCAGCUCACACCUGAUAAUGAAGAGCAAAAUGUUUUCUGACAAGUUUCUGGCAGGCAAAUGGCUUGCGAGUGGCUGACAGCUGGAACAGAGUGUAACAGACGGUCUGAGACCUCUGAGUCGAACACUACUUCAACUUUACUUUCCUGCCAGAGUGAAACAGCUUUGUUUGAGUUGGGCUGGCUGUUUAGGGCUGGAAAGAAUGAAGAUGGAGGUUGGUUGAAGCAGCUUCAAGUCCAAAAAAACGAGAAGGACAAUCUUGUAAAUUGAUAAUGGAUGUAUAAUAAGACCUGGAUACAACAUUCGAGGUGGAGCCACAUUUAUUCCAAUGAAUACACCAAUUUCCUGGUGAAAGUCUUGUGUUUUCUCCUUAACUUCUUCAGGACAUGAACACCUGUUUCCUGGGUGAAAGUCUUGUGUUUUCUCCUUAACUUCUUUCGGGACACAAACUCUGCUCCCCUGCUUGAAAACCCGAUGUUUUAGGACCCAAACAUCCACCCAUUAUCACGAUGAUUCCCCCU